AUGAAUGUCGAUCUAUUCUGUUUGCCUCUGAAAGGCGGCGUCGACUCGAUCGCGCCUGGAAUUGUGCAGUAUCUCGUUCCCGCUGCACCCGCCGAACCGCUCGUGUCCCAUAUCCGUCUUGUCGACAAGUAUUCUGUCAAUCCACCAACCACCUAUCUCAGCAAAAUCUUCCAGGACCGUCUCCGCGAGCGCAAAGACUAUAUCGAAUAUCGUCAGGGAAACCUUCAGAAUCCCGGCGUCAUCGACAAGGUCUACGACGACCCUGCACCCGACGGACGACCGUACACCUAUGUGAUUGACAUUGCUGGUAAUCUCGCCUACAAUCUCCCGCCAGAGGUUCACAUCCAGCAUACCUUCCGUGUUGCCGUCGCCCUGGCAAAGGCCGCUGCCAAGCGUCCGCACAUUCAGUCCUACAUCCGUAUGGUUGACUUUAAGAAAAAGUGGAAAGAGAGCGAAGAAAAGGGCUGGAGACCUUGGGGAGCUAGAGGAACGUGGUGGCUCGAGGCCGCGAGAGCGGUGGCUUCGAUUCCGAACCUGCCCUUGGUCGUCAUUCGAUGCGCCACGGUAUACGGACCAGAGAUUAUUCGACUAGAAGCCUGCAUUACGAUUCUUUGUGGGCUCAUCUACAAGAGCAUCGACAAGGAGAUGAAGUUUUUGUGGAACCCACGCAUGCGCAAGAAUACGAUUCACAUCUACGACCUUGCCGGUGCCAUCUGGGCGUGUGCCCAAUGGAUUGCCGACAAGGACCGUGCGACGGCAAACGCGCUCGCCGGCGACAUUCUCCCACCCUCUGGCGACAAGGACGUACCGAACGUACCCGAUGCCGUACCAAAAUCUGCAGGCGGCAUCCUCGUCCCGUGCUUUAACAUUACCGACGACGGUGAUACGACACAAGAGACGAUGAACAAUGCCGUCGGCAGGUUGUUUGGAAUCAAGGUCGGAUUCCAUGGAACGAUUACGAAUGUGAUUAGUGGGAUGCGUAUGCGGGAUGUUGCCGAGGACGUCAACGAGUCCCAUAUGCAAGAAUGGGGAAAGAUUAUCCAGAUGGCGAACCCGCCUGUUCCGCGAACGCCACUCUCACCCUAUGUCGACUUGCACAUUCUCGACGAGCACGGGAUUGCGAUGGACAACGAAAAGUUGAAACGGAUUGUUGGAUACAAGAUGACAUAUCCUUCCUUUUGCGAGGAUACUAUCCGCCAGUUUAUCAACUGGGCCCGUUCCGAGGGUAUCUGGCCCGAGACGGAAUUCUCGGCGCAUAUCCAGUAA
Messenger RNA from Serendipita indica DSM 11827, 1266 nucleotides. Lineage: Eukaryota; Fungi; Basidiomycota; Agaricomycetes; Sebacinales; Serendipitaceae. The record is from the annotation of a GenBank genome assembly.